AUGACGACCACCUCUCGACUCUCGGAGAACUGCCAUCCGCGGCCCUCGGGCGGAUCCUCGCCGCCGAGCCCGAUCCUCACACCGCGCGCCCACCGCGAUAAACGCAAAGCGCUGCACCCGCGAGCCGACGAGAGCGAGGACGGCUAUUCGACGCACCCAUCGAUAUACUCUGCCUCGCCGGUGGGCUCCUCCGACUCCGAGUGCGGGCGCGGCCAGCAGCCGGACACGGGGGUGUUCGAGCAGGAGGUUGACGGCGGCGAUACUGAUACUGAUACGGACCGCGGCGGCGCGAAUGGUGAACUCACCGGAAGAAGGAACUUCUCGAGCUUCUCUGGGCUGAGCAUGUUGGAUACUAUCAGCGAGCGGAAAAGUGUGGCGUCGACGGUCGUGCUACAUGAUGAGGUGGAUGAUGCCAAUGGAGACGAUGAGUUCUGUGGCGAUGAGUACUCGACAGAUGAUGAAUUUGGGUAUGAGUACGGACAGCCGUUUUAUUACGAAUACGCGAGUCCGACGCAGCCGCUACAUCCGGCGAGGUCGAGGUCGGCGCCCCCGAGAGAAAUAAACCCGCUGUUAUCACACACGUACCAAUCCUCGUCCGUCCCGGUCGUGCACACCUUCUUUUCGCGCUCGCCCACGCACUUCGGCGAGAUGCAACACAGCCCGCCGCCACAGCGGCCCGCAUUCCGUCCCGUGCAGAGCAUGAACCGGUCGUACGGCAGUCUGAUGGCGCACCCGUUCCACCGAGCGCCGAUGGCCGAGAGCGGUGUGCGAAGGAUGAUGGAUGCUAACGCGCCGACGCCGGACGAGAUCGAGAGCCCGACAAGAAGCCGCACUAGCCUCAGUGGAGAAAGGGCUGGCGGCUGGAGUAGGUUCUUGAAAGGCUGCUGCCUGGUCUGCUGCUGCUUGGUCGUCGAUGAUGAGACGCCGCCAUCGCCGCGGAGGCAUUGA
This is a messenger RNA of Tricharina praecox, 948 nucleotides long. RefSeq lists its product as uncharacterized. Lineage: Eukaryota; Fungi; Ascomycota; Pezizomycetes; Pezizales; Pyronemataceae. The record is from RefSeq and is a predicted model, not a curated record. Bases 1 to 948 code for a protein of 315 amino acids. The transcript is spliced from 3 exons.